Zingiber officinale is the source of this 1267-nucleotide messenger RNA. RefSeq lists its product as uncharacterized. The transcript is spliced from 3 exons. The record is from RefSeq and is a predicted model, not a curated record. The coding region runs from base 148 to 1155 and encodes 335 amino acids. Lineage: Eukaryota; Viridiplantae; Streptophyta; Magnoliopsida; Zingiberales; Zingiberaceae.
UCGAGAGCGUCGCCAAGAAAGUGUCCCGAGCAAGAGAAAGGAAGCCUGCGAAGCCGCCACCACCGCCACCUAUUUGUUUCCGCAGCUCUCGGCGGCGGCGGUCGCCCCACUCCAGCCGCUCGCGCCUACUUCCGGUGGAAAUCUGCCAUGCGCAUCCGUAAAUGCGCCGCCCGGCUUCUGGGCACCGUCUCCACCUCCUUCUCCUCCUCCCCUAGUCCGCUGCCGCGGCCGCCGUCGCAGCAGUCGUUGGAAUCGAAUGUUGCCCUCUCGCCCGACGCCACCGUCGCGAUUCUGUGCGAGCUGAACCGGUCCCCCUGGGACGACCUGAUGUGCCUCGACCUCAUACCGGCUUUCGAUCAGGAGGAAGAGGAAGAAGAAGACGGCGAGGGCAUUAUGGGGAAUGCAGUGAAAGCGGAAGCGGGAGAGGACAAGGGCAUUACCGGAAAUCGCUUCAAAAACGAGGCUGCGGCCACCGCCACUGCUGAAUGCGAAGAACCAAGGAAGAAGGCCGGGAAGAUUAGAAAGAAGAAAAAGAAAAAGAAGAAGAAGAAGAAGGAUAAUGUAGCUGCGGUAGUUGAGGAGGAAGAGGAGGGGACUGGUGGGAGCUGCAAGAAGAGCGACGGAAGGGGAUGGCGCUGCAAGCGGCCGGCUCAACACCCGCAUUCCCUCUGCAGUUACCAUCUCGCGCAGCUCCGAUCAUACAAUGCCAGCAAGGUCGCAUCUGAGGCAAGCAGGGAAGGCCACGCCGGGACUGGGAGAAAGAAGAAGACCGACGUAUCCGAUGCCGCCGCCGCCACCGAUGACUCUGACUUUUACUAUUACUAUUCCGGCUUCAACCCUUGGCGUGGGAAGACUAGAUGCAGCUGCCGAAGUAGCAAUAUCAUCGGUGGCGCUCGUGGUUUUGCUCUUGAUAAAAAUGACCGCGACAGCGAAGAUGGAGAGGAUAACAGGAUUGUGCACGACGUCUCAGCGAUUGCUGGCGAGGAUGAAGAGGAGGACAGCGGCGACGACGUGAACAAUAUUGUAGAAUGCGGAGGCGGUGACGCCGAAGGAGGUAACGCAUCGAGGAACACCAAUAAUCGCGGCAAUUAUAAGAGCUACAGGAAGAGAGGUAGGAAGAGGAUGAAAGCUCGAUCGCUCAAGUCUUUGCUUUGAUCGAUCAUGUUGUGCUGCUCGAUUUUGCAGUCGUUUUGUGUCUUGUAUUCUGCUAAGGUGGACGUGCAAAUAUAGUUGCGUGCGUAAAAAUAUGCUUGCAUGUGUUCCAAAC